This is a messenger RNA of Symbiodinium pilosum, 318 nucleotides long. The record is from the annotation of a GenBank genome assembly. Lineage: Eukaryota; Dinophyceae; Suessiales; Symbiodiniaceae.
AUGCUCAUGCAUCGCCAAGUCUUGGAGCAGUGUUUGGAGGUUCGGGAGAGCGUCCUGGAGCUCCUGCAGCAUCGUGAAGCCCUGGUGCAGUGCCUGGAACUGCGCGAGGGGGUGCAGGCAGCACUCAGCAGCACGCAGAUCAUUGGUGAAGUAGUGGAUCGCACUUCGGAGCUGGAUCUCUCACUUGCCGGGGUUUCGGACAACACGGCUCGCCACGGUCGAGCAAUUGCCAGCCUGACGGAGCAGCAGCGACGUCCAAUUCUCGGCAGAUGUGCCAAACCAUCCCCUUCUCUCACCUCACGUGACAUUGCAAACUAA